This is a messenger RNA of Penicillium brasilianum, 651 nucleotides long. Lineage: Eukaryota; Fungi; Ascomycota; Eurotiomycetes; Eurotiales; Aspergillaceae. The record is from the annotation of a GenBank genome assembly.
AUGGCGAUUACUGAGCUUAUCUUCCCCAAGGUCAAGCCUGAUCAGGCUUCACUUGAUGAAUUAGAACGAGACUGGCCUACCAUUAGCAAGAGACUCACCCACCCAAACCCUGGACUCCUGAGCGCAUAUCGUGGAUGGGUCCUCACGGAAAACGGACGCAACGUGAGGGAGGAACACAGGGAGUUUCUACUCUUUGAAUGGGAGAAAGCCGAACAUUUCCACGCAUUCAUUGUCUCGGAGCAGUUCAAGAAUUUCGCAGCCUCUAUCAGACAUCUAGUUAAUGGACCACCGACGCUUCAGCUAUUUGACACAAAUCUCAGUCCCCAAGAUGCCGCAUCUUCAUCUAGUAUUGAGAUCUUCCGUGUGGCCGUUCCAAAUGCUAAGAAUGCCGAGACUGUUCUGCAAACCUGGAAGCACAUAUCUCAAAAAGCCAAAGAGAGAUACGGAGACAAAGCGGCGGUCACUUACGGCAAGAGUCAGAAUCUUGAGCAGGAAGUCGUUGCAGGUAUCAUUGGGUGGUCGGAACUGGAGGAUUGCGUUCCUAACAAUCAGGAAUCUGUUCUUGUUGACUCGCUCGAGUCAAUGAAAUCUUUGGGGGAAUUAUCGAAUAUCACUGUCGCUAUUGAGGCCAUGGAUCUUCCAUCUUCGUAG